Messenger RNA from Beta vulgaris subsp. vulgaris (sugar beet), 1760 nucleotides. Its product is annotated as glycosyltransferase-like At2g41451. Lineage: Eukaryota; Viridiplantae; Streptophyta; Magnoliopsida; Caryophyllales; Amaranthaceae. Bases 138 to 1646 code for a protein of 502 amino acids. The record is from RefSeq and is a predicted model, not a curated record. The transcript has 11 exons. Gene Ontology annotation, biological process: cellulose biosynthetic process; response to abscisic acid.
CAAUGCUUUAUCUCUUGUCCUUCUCCUUCAUCUAAAGACAAUAAUGUCAACACAGUUUAUACAACAAUAGCUAUAAUUUAUAGUAUGGUUUCUCUUUUGAUCAAAUUUCCUAAGUUACAACAACUUCUAUUACAAUAAUGGUGGAUCAUAUUUCCCAAUCUCCAAAACCCAAGAUUUCUUCUUCAUCAUCUUCAACUUUUUUAACUACAUUUUCUUCUUUUUCCAUUACAAACUUCAUCAACAAAUACCUUUUAGUUAUCAUUCUUCUUCCCCUCUCCUUCUUCUUGUUAACCUUCUUUCUCCAAUGGCGGCCGAGCGGCUCGAGCGAUCUUUUAAGAGGAUUGUCCCUUGAUCAUCCGAUCUUAUGCACCUCCAAAGCUCAGGCGAAGGUCAAUUCCUCAUUGUCCAAUAUUAAGUACAGCAACUCCUUUGUUUUCUCACAACUUAGAGGUUGGGAGUUUGAUAAGAAUGAUUCUGUUGUUAGACCAAAGAUAUGUAUUACUUCGACAACUUCAGCUGGUCUAGAAGAUAUUCUACCAUGGAUCUUCUAUCAUAGAGUUGUUGGCAUUUCAAACUUCUUCCUCUUUGUUGAAGGAAAGGCUGCAACCCCCAGCGUUUCAGAAGUCCUUGAGUCUAUUCCUGGUGUAAAAACUAUACCAAGAACAAGAGAGUUUGAGGAACAACAAGCUAGAAGUCGAAUUUGGAAUGAGACUUGGCUUUCAAACGCCUUCCACAGGCCAUGCAACGCCGCCUUGUUUGUGAAGCAAACCCUCAAUAUGGAAACGGCUAUAGUCAUGGCAAGGGAGGCCGGCAUGGAGUGGAUUCUCCAUCUUGACACCGAUGAGCUCCUACAUCCUGCAGGCACUCGAGAGUACUCCGUGAGAGAGCUAUUCAACAAAGUUCCAAGUGAUGUUGAUUUAGUUGUGUUUCUUAAUUAUGAAGCUGCUGUUGAGAGGGAUAACAUUAGAGAACCUUUCAGUGAGGUUUCAUUGUUCAAAAGGAAUUUGGCUGAUCUUCCCAUCCAUAAUUAUACAAACUUUAAGUUCAUCAGGAAGACAUUUCACGGUAACCCAAACUUUUUUCUAACAUAUGCAAAUGGAAAAUCAGCUGCGAGAAUUCAAGAUCAUCUUCGUCCCAAUGGCGCUCAUCGAUGGUAUAACUACAAGAAAGUGCCCAAGGAGAUACACAUAAAUGAGGCAGUAGUUUUGCACUACACAUACACAAGAUACUCUGACUUGACUUCGAGGCGUGAUAGAUGCAAAUGCAAGCCUACAAUUGAGGAUGUUAAAAGAUGCUUCUAUUUGAAUUUUGAUAGAAAUGCAUUUAUUAUUGCUUCGACUGCACCGCAGGAAAAAAUGCUCAAAUGGUACCAAGAUCAUGUGGUGUGGGGUGAUGAGGCAAUGAAGCUCAAACUAUUGAACUAUGGUAUUAUGACAAGGAUUUAUACCCCCAUGGUCAUAAUUCAAGAAUUAAGGAAAUCCGAGUAUUUUACCUCUUUAGUAGCUUCAAUACACUCUGGUUCAUCAAAUGGUCCUAAAGUAUCAAACAUGGAAAACAAUAUGUUGACGGAAAAGAAUGUUGACUCUCAAGCAAGACCACCUUUGUCUUCUUUAAGCAUCAAUAAUGUCUCAACUUCAGGAAAUUAAAGCAUUGAGAAAAUUGUGAGUUGAGAAUUCACAAAGAAAUUUUGAUAAAGUGAUAUUAUAUACAUGGAGGACCACAUUAUGGUUUUCUCUAACCAUUUAAGGUUUUCUUGUGUA